This is a messenger RNA of Arabidopsis thaliana (thale cress), 930 nucleotides long. RefSeq names its product Small nuclear ribonucleoprotein family protein. Gene Ontology annotation, molecular function: RNA binding. Bases 215 to 541 code for a protein of 108 amino acids. Gene Ontology annotation, cellular component: nucleus; small nuclear ribonucleoprotein complex. The record is from RefSeq and is marked reviewed. The transcript is spliced from 6 exons. Gene Ontology annotation, biological process: RNA splicing. Lineage: Eukaryota; Viridiplantae; Streptophyta; Magnoliopsida; Brassicales; Brassicaceae.
AAAAAAAACAUUAAAGCCCAUAUAAAUUGACAAGGCCCAAAAUUUGAAAGGCCUAACUUAACUAUGUUGUAGCGCCGGUCCGCCAAGUACUUUCGAGUAUCGAGUCGUCGUUCUUCUUCUUCCUCUGAGAGAGAGAUCUGCGGAAAACGAAAGCGAGAUUUAUCAGGUAAGGUUCGGUGAUUCUUUGUGGAGAAGAAGCUCGCGAUAAGUCAACAUGAGCAAGCCAAUGGAAGAGGAUACCAAUGGCAAGACUGAGGAAGAGGAAUUCAACACCGGGCCACUCUCUGUUCUUAUGAUGAGCGUCAAGAAUAACACUCAGGUUUUAAUCAAUUGCCGGAACAACAGGAAACUUCUUGGGCGAGUGAGGGCGUUUGACAGACACUGCAACAUGGUUCUUGAAAAUGUCAGAGAGAUGUGGACUGAGGUUCCGAAAACUGGGAAAGGCAAGAAGAAAGCACUUCCGGUGAACAGAGAUCGGUUCAUAAGCAAGAUGUUUCUACGUGGAGACUCGGUCAUUAUCGUCCUCAGGAAUCCAAAAUGAGAGGAAGAGAGACUUAGAGACAUGUUCCUUGUUUGUUGUGCUAAAACUGAUAAAUUCUUGUAGGUAGUAGCAUCUUUUAAAGUUAUUCGUCUCAUUUUCGUUUAUGUCCGAAUUGACAAGAUCUUUUAAAGAUCUUUUAAAGACAUGUUCCUUGUUUGUUGUUUGUUCAGCUCGCAUGUCCAAGCUCAAAACUACGGUGAUUGCAUUAAAAAAAAUAAAACUUUAAAAUCGGUGAGGUUUCAAUAUCACUACAUUGACAGGAAUAGAAAUAUCAAAAUUAAAAAUGAAAACGAAGAGAAACGAGAAUCUCCAGCGACAGUUACUCUGUUGAUGAUGAAGUGGUGGAAGAAUCCUGCUUUUGGUCGCCAAAGACACGUUGACGGAAAUCU